GUGUUGUAAAGCUAAAUAAAGAUUCCUAGAAAUGUCUCAGGAUUUAGGUUGAAAAUACACGCCGUGAUGGUUGUGUUUUGUUGAUAGUUUGACGAUUCUAAGCAACAAACUCCCUUGAUACCAGUGGUUAAGGACGUCCCAGGAGAUGCCAGGCGAAGCAGCGGGACGUGGGAGGGAAUGUGGCCGAGGGAGGCGCACUGAAAGCGGGAGGAGCAGCACGCAGCCCCGGGGGACAGAGCAGAGAUCCAAGAGCUCAGGAGAAGUGACGAGACUGAAGGAGGUUUUAUUGUCCCGAUGCGGCUCAGACAAGCAGAAUGGAGAGAUGAAAAGGGACAGUAACACAGAAGAAAGGAAAACAAAAGAGAAGAGAGGGGGUUUAAAAGGAGAAGCAGAGGAGGAUGUCUUCAGAGAGCUGAGGUGGAGAAUGAACCGUCUGGAAAAUGAGAAACUACAGUUGACAUCUGCACACAACCAGCAGGUGUGCUCUCUGGAAGCGGAGCUGGCCCGGUUGCGUGCGGCAGUGGAGCGCGGUGAAGCCGAGAGGGCGGAGCUUCAGUUUCAGAUCACAGUUUGUCUCCGAGAAAAAGAGAAAGAGGCUCAGACCAACAGAGACCUACAGAGAGAGAGGGACACACUCACAGAUCGUCAGGCUGAGUUGGAGCAGAGCCUGUCAGACCUGCGCGUGGCUCUGGACCGGACUCUGCGCGGUCGGGAGCAGGACCAGAGGAGUCUGCAGCAGGACGUGGAGGAACGAGACGGGCUCAUACAGAGACUGAGUCAAGACAACAGUCAACUCCACACACUGCUCACGGAUCAGAAGCAGGUGUUGGAGCAAAGCGAGCAGAGGAUGAAGGAGCUGCAGAAGGAGAUGGAGAAGGAGCAGGAGGUGAAGCGUCGUCAUGCCGAGAAAGUGCGUUACCUCAGCGACCGAGAGAAACGUCUCCGGGCCGACAAGGAGUUUGCGGAGCAGAGGAUUAAGACUUUGGAGACAAACAUCGAGGCUGAAAGAGCUGCUCACCUGGAAUCCAAGUUCAACUCUGAGAUUGUCCAGUUGCGUUUGAGGGACCUGGAGGCGGUUUUAGCAGUGGAGCAGUCCAACCUGCAGGAGGCGACGUGCAGCGUGGAACAACUGAAAGAACACAUCCAUGAGGCAGAGAAAAAGAGGGAGCAGGAGCAGCAGAGGAGCAGCCAGACGCUCGCUCAACUGCACAGGAUGCAGCUUGAGUUUGAACAGUGCAAAUCUGACCUGAUAACUGCUUUGGAGACUGAAAAACGGUCGGCCUCUGAGCUCAACGUUGCCCUGGAAGCAGAGAAACAUAUGACAUCGUGCCUUAAGGAGCAACUUGAAGACGAAAGGAGACUGCAAGAAAGCACAGCAUCACAGCUACAGAAGUUGACAGAGAAUGCAAACAGCUUUAAAACGUUUGUACAAGAUGUAAAAGAAACACUACAGCAACAUUUAGAAGAGGAUUCUGGAAACUGGAAUCCUGAUGAGAUGGUGGAGAAGCUGAAAAUAAUGCUACACUCCCAGAAACUGAGACAAGAGGAGGCCAAGAAACAGAUCGAGGAUUUGCUGUUCGCCUCUGAGCAGCUCCUGGACGAUAAUCAGGCGCUGAAAAACCUGAGCUCACAACAGAAGACUCAAAUACAGGAGUCUGAGCAGUUGUUAGAGGAGCUGAAGCAGGAAGUGUCCCGCCUGCAGACGGAAGGCUGUGAUUGGGCGAACGUGAGCCGACAGCUUCAGGCCGAGCUUCAGCGAGAACGAGACGAGAGGAAACGAGAGCGAGACAAAAUGGAGGAACAACUGCAUGGCGUGAAACUGCACCAACACGAACAGGAAGAGGCUCGUGUGUCUUCACUGCACUCACUCCUUCAGCGUCUACAGCCUCAAAGCAUCAUGGAAACUCUCUCCUGGGAUGAACUGUGGAUACGAGUCAACGAUCGAGUGGAGGAGAUCAACGCAGACUUCCACCAGGCCAAGCACCAGGUGUCCUCUCUGCAGAGCGUCCUCUCUCGUCUGGAGGACAAAGUGAGGAGACGAGAGGCUGAUCUGAGCCGCAAACACCAAAACACAGUGACAGAGCUACAGCACCAUCUGCAGUCGAGCCGUUCCGAUUGCCGUUCAUUGCAGGAUCAUGUGACCUCGCUGACCUCUGACCUCUCGUCUCUGUGUGACCAAUCAGGAAGGUUCCAGUGGGCGUGUCUUCUACUGGGAGGGGCCCUCAGUUACACACAGACUCGUCUACAGCGUCUCUCAGAGCAGAAAGCGUAUCUCUGUCGCCGUUUGGCCGAACAUGAUGCGCUGGAACAGGAAGUGAGGUCACUGGUGGAAGCUCUGGAGGCCAACGAGGACGACACACAGCAGCAGAAGAAGAAGAGAGCGCGGAGAAGGUGGAGGCGGGUCUUAAACGUGGUGAUGGCCCUGAGGAAGUGGUGCAUGCUGGGAAAAACAAGCUGUGUGCUGUUCAGAGUGCAAGUGGGAGAAACUAGUGCUGUGGGUAUGUCACUGUGUGGAGAGACUACAGCAAGAAAAGAAGGACAAAAUGAAGGAACAGAAAGUCGAGAGAUGUGUCUUACUCAGUGGCUCCGCUCCAAAGGCCUGUCCACUGUGGUGCUGUCCUCCAUGGCUGACCUCCAGAGGGCGCUCUCCGGCUCCUCCCCCCAGAAUGUGCUGUCAGCGGUUCAGUCCGGUUUGUCCCGCCUCCUGGACCACCUCCUCGACCAAUCAGAUGCAGCGACUGUUACGAGUAAACACAACUGUCCAAUGAGGCAGCCGACAAUGCAACCUCACAUGAAAGAGCUAGUAUCCAGUCUGCAGCAGCACUUCCUGGAUUUCAGCCAGCGACUGCAUUCGACCGAAGUGGAGAGGCGGAAUUUACGACUAGAGCUGAACAAUCUGAGACGAGCGGCGAAGAAGAGGGAGCAAGAAGCCAACAAAAUGGUCUCAUCAGAGCAGUUUGAUGCAGUCUGCUCUGAGCUCCAGGGGGCGCUGUGUCGGGAGCAGGAGACACAGGCGCUGAUGAAGGAGCUGAACUCACAACUUAACACACUCAGAAACAACAUGGAGUCUCUCAACACUCAGAAGACUAAAGCACAGGAAGCACAUGACCACACAGCACAGCUCCUCUCACACGCCCGUCGUGAGGUGUCCCGUAAAGAGCGCUCACUGAGGAUUCUGGGUAAACACUUGUCUGUAGUCCAAAAGGAGAAACGGCAACUGGAGGAGAGGCUUCGUGACACGCAGGACCAACUACAAAACAACACCAAGCGUAAGGAGCAGCUGAUUGAGAUGAUGAGGUCAGCAGAGAGGAGCUGUACACAGUUCAGGGAAAGUCUCGUCCAAUCACAUCGGCCUCUGUGCUCUAAACCCCACCCCCUGACAUUUUCUGAGAUACCCACCGGAACAGAGAGCAUCAUGGGAGAUCCAGGUGUAGCGGCCUGUCAGAGUUUGCUGACCAGCGUGGCCCUCCUGUCUCAGACCUUCUCCUCCAGAGCUGAUUGGCUGGAGCAGGAAAUCUCCGCCCACCAGAGUCAUGUGACCGCCCUGCGCAGCGAGCUACAGGAUGCCUGCCUCCGCCACAACCUGGUCUUCACCCCGCUGGAAAUUGAAUCAGCUCAGCUUGGUCCUGGCGAUGAUUUGUUGAAGAAUGUAGCGAUUAUCUGAAGACCCUUCCUCUUCUGACCAAACCCUCCAUAAAACCAACGAAACUACUUUUAUUUGUAUUAUUUAAAGGUAGUCUUUGCAGUCACACACUGUAAAAAAAAAAAGAAAAGCUGUCAAAAUAAAACUUAUAAUGAUGA
This is a messenger RNA of Boleophthalmus pectinirostris (great blue-spotted mudskipper), 3801 nucleotides long. RefSeq names its product coiled-coil domain-containing protein 171-like. The coding region runs from base 146 to 3664 and encodes 1172 amino acids. The transcript has 26 exons. The record is from RefSeq and is a predicted model, not a curated record. Lineage: Eukaryota; Metazoa; Chordata; Actinopteri; Gobiiformes; Gobiidae.